This is a messenger RNA of Cyphellophora attinorum, 1020 nucleotides long. RefSeq lists its product as uncharacterized. The coding region runs from base 1 to 1020 and encodes 339 amino acids. The record is from RefSeq and is a predicted model, not a curated record. The transcript has 2 exons. NCBI's taxonomy places the organism in Eukaryota, Fungi, Ascomycota, Eurotiomycetes, Chaetothyriales, Cyphellophoraceae.
AUGCCGGAAACAAAGGCGACAGGGAAUGCGACCGAGUACCUCGAGAAGUGCGACCGCACCUUGGCUGGCAUGCCAUCCGAGAUCCUCCGGCUGAUCCUGCAUCAUGUUCUGGUGGACGAUGCGGUCAUCACAUGCACUCAGACAGGUACUGGGGUGAGCCUAAACUGGAGUAAGAGAACGGCGCCUGACCUCAUAUUCGUUUCGAAGCGCUUUGGGGCCGUGGCGAAGGAUGUGAUCGCAGAGGAAGCGAUCAUGGUGUAUAACGCUGAGCACCAAGCCAAAACAUUCCUGGAUGCUAUCUGCAACGGCGCUCAACAGGAUUGGGAGGAUACAUUGAACUUGUCACCCAUCCCUGAACACAUUCGCAGCAAGAGCCAGGAACUCCGCAUUUACCAGCGGAAGCUCCUGCGCGGUGGUGUGUGUGAUCGUUUAGACGUCAAUAGUUUCCCGUCACUGCGCAAGGUCGAUCUCGUUGUCGAUAAUAUCGAGGAUUGGGCGAAUAAUUUCAACUCGACGUUGCUUUACAUUGCAGCUCAGGGCAAUGCGUUUGUGCAAACGGUCCAAACGAAGCUCACCAGUGUUGUUGAGACCAUCACCAAUCCUGAUUACCUAUCAGUCGAUGUGGCCAGAGAGCUCAAGACCGCCACCGCCACACUCCUGGCUUUGUGGCGUAUCGUUUCGAGAAGCAUGGGAAUCACCAGCUUGAUGCCCAUUGUGUUGCAGGAAGCACUGUCUGUCCGCAUGCGCGCAGGUCAUGCAUCCACAGAGGCGUUGUUGAUAGAGAUCUGCGAGAGACACAUGGGUAUUGCGAGAUCACGAGUUGACGGCCUUCUUGACCAUACACUCCUGGCCGUGCAUUUCACUACUCGAGUUGACGGAACAUCCAAAGCAUUCGCCACUGUGACGUUCUCUAAGGACGAGACGCGGGCAGUAGUCGAACCUGAUGCUGUCGAUGGCGUCCUUCAGAACCUGUCCGCCGGUAUCAACGACUUCCUCAAAACUAGUGGCGCCGAGCUCUAG